This is a messenger RNA of Fusarium subglutinans, 1056 nucleotides long. Its product is annotated as coiled-coil 16. The coding region runs from base 1 to 1056 and encodes 351 amino acids. Lineage: Eukaryota; Fungi; Ascomycota; Sordariomycetes; Hypocreales; Nectriaceae. Gene Ontology annotation, cellular component: nucleus; spliceosomal complex. Gene Ontology annotation, biological process: mitotic DNA replication checkpoint signaling; mitotic DNA damage checkpoint signaling; nuclear DNA replication. The record is from RefSeq and is a predicted model, not a curated record. The transcript has a single exon. Gene Ontology annotation, molecular function: nucleic acid binding; zinc ion binding.
AUGUCCGACGUACGCUCUCUUUUGCGGCAACAGCGCGCCGCUCGCCGUAUCGAACACCCAUAUGCCGUCUAUUCUGAUGCGGGCAAACUUCUAUGCACCCUCUGCCACGAGCACAUCAAGACCGAAUCGUUAUGGGACUCACAUGUCCGAGGAGAGGCACACAAAACUCGCUUAAUAAAAGUUCAAACAGCGGCAUCGUCCAACGCUCGAGCUUCACAACAACAGACUUCACAAAAACGGAAACACGACGAUAACGAGGAGGCUAUCGACGAUAAAGACGGAGAUGUCGAAAUGGACGAUGGCAGGCGGAAACGAAAUAAGACCGAUGGAGUGGAUGGAAUGGAUGGAGACGGAGAUAGGGAUAACAAGGACCAGACUUUGACGCCACCUCGAUUGACUAGGAGGACGUCGACUACACCGUCACAAGGGGUUGAGAUCCAAAUCCCAUCGAGACCAGCAACACCAGCCCAUCGAGAUGGCUCUUCCUCUUCUACCCCUGGAGGUCAGCUUAAUAACCUGGUCUCACAGUCUACAACUGCAUCGCUCCCCUCACGCCAGGCCAGCAGUCUGACUACAGACGAGCGCCUUACAUCUGCGGCAGCAAUAGCGGUCGAUGAAGCAGAAUGGGCAGCCUUCGAGGCCGACAUUGCUGCUACAACAGCCACAUACGAUGAAGACGCGACUAUAUCAGCCCCAGCCAUGACGGCAGAACAAGCUGCCGCUGCCGAUGCCCAGAAGGAGGAGGAGGCCGAGAAGCGACGCGCUCAAGCUGAUGUCGAUCUCGAAGACGAAAAGGAGGAAGCAACCCGUGCGCUUGAAGAGGAGUUUGAAGAAAUGGAAGAGCUCGAAGCUCGCGUGAAGCGGUUAAAGGACAAGAGAGAAGCCUUACGGAAACGUGGUGAAAGCUUCAGUCAAGAAAAUGGCACUGAAAACCCUACAAGCUUAGGCAAAGAGAAUCUGGACACGCCAGCUAUUGAAGAGAAGGAAGAGGACGACGAUGACGAGGACGACGAUGAAGAAGAUGAAUGGGAUGGCUUCAGGUUUCGAACAGCCUGA